CUACGACACGAGGAGUGUGCCCUUCACCGAGGGCGUCAGGUGGACCGAUAAGGGUUACCUGGGGUCUCGCGCCUUCUUCAGGAUCAUGUCUGACCCGCCUACCUUGGUAGUGGACGACGUCAAGGUGGCUGACCAGGCCGUCUAUACCUGCAGAGUUGACUACAAAGUUAGACCCUCAGCCAUCACCAAAGUCAAUCUGACUGUUAUCGUACCUCCGGGUCCUCCGAUCAUCCUGAACAGCAUCGGUGGGACGCUGGAACACACGGUGGGACCCCUAGAGGAAGGCGCCCACACCCAGCUCACCUGCAGGUCUGUGGGUGGGACCCCCACGCCCACCCUCACGUGGUGGAGAGACGGGGAAAGGCUGGACCAGGUUGGGAGUGUGCGGGGAACUGGAGUGGAGAGCAGGAUCAGCGUUGUGGGUUCCAGGACCCUGCAGGGAGCCACCCUCACUUGCCAGGCACUCAACAACAACAUCACCGAGCCUUCCUCCACUUCACUCACUAUCAACGUCCUACUACGCCCAUUGUCUGUGGAGAUCGUGGGUGGUGUGGGUUCUCUCUCAGCUGGGCGUCCUGUGGAGCUGGUGUGUCGGGCGGUGGGGUCACGCCCACCCGCCCACAUCACCUGGUGGAGAGGAUCUCAGCAGAUCACUGAUGUCACACACACGGUAAUGAACGGCGGGAACGUCACAACGGGAUCGAUCAUCCUAAUGCCUACGAGACAGGACGAUGGUAAACAGGUCACCUGCCGUGCUUCCAACCCGGAGAUCCCUCACUCCAUGCUAGAAGACACUGCCCUACUAACCAUACGUUACAAGCCUGAGGUGGAGCUGGCGCUGGGCCGAGCGUUGGAUCCACAGAGCAUCAAGGAAGGUGAUGACGUAUACUUUGACUGCACCAUCCAUGCUAAUCCACUCGCCCACCGCGUUACCUGGUACCAUAAUGGUGACUUGCUUGAGACAAACAAGAGCGCGGGUCCUAUCUCAGAUCAGAGUCUGGUGCUGCAGAAGGUUAAGCGUGGGCGAGCGGGCGAGUACACCUGUGCCGCCCACAACCUGGAGGGCCAAGCUAGCAACGCAGUCAAACUCAACGUCAUGUUCGCUCCGGUAUGCAGCUCUCCCGGCAGGAGAACGCAGGGGGUGGCCAGGAUGGAGAGUGCCAAGGUUGUGUGCCAGGUGGAGGCUUUCCCCCCUCAGGUGAACUUCACGUGGAGGUUCAACGGGUCGUCUGAGGGGGAGGCACUGCCACUGCAGUCAGUGAUGAACCAGGGCACCUCCUCCAUGCUCAACUACACCGCCUCCAUGGAGCAGGACUACGGCACCCUCCUCUGUUGGGCCUCCAACAGAAUAGGACUGCAGAAGGAUCCUUGCGUGAUACAUCUCAUUCCUGCAGGCCCUCCUGACCCACCAAAGAAUUGCUCCAUAGCCAACCAGACGAGCGAGGCGCUGGUGGUGGAGUGCUCACCCGGCUUCGAUGGCGGCCUACCACAGCACUUCGUCAUGGAGGCUUGGGACCAUGAUACUCUUCUCUCUAACACCUCCAGCCUGGCGCCGGAGUUUGUGGUGCGUGGGCUGGAGGCUGGUAUGGGCGUCACGUUGAAGGUACGAGCUACUAAUGCACGCGGCCAGAGCGCCUCCGUCAACUUAGAGGCUGAUAUCAUGAAGGUCGCAGAAAAAAGAAUGGGCCCUCCUGAGGAAGUGUUCGUGCCUCCGGUGGUGGGCGCCGUAGUGGGCGGUGUGGGCGCCGUGCUGGUGCUGGUGGUAGCAGGGCUGAUCCUUACACAUUACGCCCACAGAGCACGCCCGCAGAACCACACUCCGAAAACCGAGUCGCCGCCCACCCUCACUAAUGUGUACGUGGGCGGCGGCAGCGGGGAAGAGACUCAUACCUUGAGCAAGUCUGGCAAUCCCGACGUUGUUAGAGGAACAGGUGAGGAGGAGGUGAACGUAGAAGAGUCUAUGGGUGCGGGAACGCCGAGGUGCGUGGAGGCUGUGGCAAUACUGCAAGGAAACAGUGUCUCUGGAGUCACUACCACGCUGCCGGAUCCAAACAAGGGAGUAGAUGUGGAGUACGUCGAGGUGAUGUCUGGAGGCGUCCUCAGUUCCACCAUCAGACGUCGAGAGGAACCUGUCGUAUACAGCAGCCUAGCCUCACACCCCUACCUCGCCUACCCCUCCCAUAUGUCCCAGAUCAUGGUGGACCCUCGGGACAUGGGACAUGAGAUAACCGAAGGAUGCAUGACUGCCACCAGCUCCCUGCAUGACCUGGCGGGCGUUUUGCAUCCCGUCCGGGGACAUCAUCCCUGCCAAGCGUCGACGAUGGGGCGAGACGAUGGUGCGAGCGUGUACGGGACGCUACGUCGGGGCGGAGAGAGGUUACGGGAAGGUGGUCCACCUCACCCGCGAGCUGUGGGCACCUUCCUAGCUACUAGUCACCAAGAAAGCGCCGUCUAAAUCACAUGGAAAGAAUUUAAAUGACCCCCAAAACGAGUGCAGUCCUCCAUGCACCCCGUUUUCUUUU
Messenger RNA from Cherax quadricarinatus, 2522 nucleotides. RefSeq names its product nephrin-like. Lineage: Eukaryota; Metazoa; Arthropoda; Malacostraca; Decapoda; Parastacidae. The record is from RefSeq and is a predicted model, not a curated record. Gene Ontology annotation, molecular function: protein binding.